AUGGCCAAGGACAAGGAGCGUUCCAUCAAUCCGGCAGCGGCACACCGGAAACAGGAGAAGCAGAAGAGUUUGAAGAAAGGAAAGGCUGAGGCAUUAGUGCGACGCAAUGAAAAGCUAGCCCGACGCAACCCAGAGCGCAUCCAGCGACAAAUCAACGACCUGAAAUCAGUCGAGGAGUCAGGUGGCAAAUUACGACCACGGGAUAAAGAGGUCCUUGAAGCUUUGGAAAAGGAUCAUCGUGCAGUCUUGAAGGCGCGCGAAGCUCUCGGCGAUAAGGCACCCAAAUUUCACAGUGGGCGGGGAGGAGAUUACGGACAUGAUGGAGGAGAUGGACAUGAUGGAGGAGAUGCAGUGCUUGGGAAGCGGAGGCGUGAUGAAUUUGCUCCACCCGCAGACAGUGACAGCAGUGACACAGAUGAGGAUGUCCGUCGGAUACCCAUGCCUCGGGAUACACCGCCGCCGAUUCCACGGCAGCCACGGAAACGAGGCGGAGAGGAGUCGGAACGGCGUGGACCACAUGCCCUCCCGUCUAGGCCGCCUGCUGUCGAGGCUAAAAAGGUCUACGAGUCUCAAGCUGAGAUUCGCGAUCUGCGGAAGGAAGCUGUUAAUAAGUUCAUUCCUGCUGCGGUCCGGAUGAAGCAGGACUCUAUUAAGGGCACAGGGAAAUUGCUUGAGCCUGAAGAGAUGGACAGACUCGAGAAAGCUGGGUAUACAGCUGGAACACAGCAACUUGCGAAUACAGCUAGUGAGCUGGACUUAUUGGAGGAGGAAGAAAGAAGGUUCAAUCGUGAACUAAAGACUGUUCAGAUUGAGGAGGUCGAGGAUGAAGACGCAUAG
Messenger RNA from Penicillium malachiteum, 837 nucleotides. RefSeq names its product WW domain binding protein 11. The record is from RefSeq and is a predicted model, not a curated record. Lineage: Eukaryota; Fungi; Ascomycota; Eurotiomycetes; Eurotiales; Aspergillaceae. Gene Ontology annotation, biological process: RNA processing. The coding region runs from base 1 to 837 and encodes 278 amino acids. The transcript has a single exon.